Exophiala oligosperma is the source of this 2058-nucleotide messenger RNA. RefSeq lists its product as uncharacterized. The transcript is spliced from 2 exons. The record is from RefSeq and is a predicted model, not a curated record. The coding region runs from base 347 to 2011 and encodes 554 amino acids. Gene Ontology annotation, cellular component: membrane. Gene Ontology annotation, molecular function: amino acid transmembrane transporter activity. Gene Ontology annotation, biological process: amino acid transmembrane transport. Lineage: Eukaryota; Fungi; Ascomycota; Eurotiomycetes; Chaetothyriales; Herpotrichiellaceae.
CCGAGACAAGAUCGUCCAGGAUGCCUCAGGUGGGGCGUAGCAGAAAGGUGAGGCCAAGAUUUAUCAAAGGUUUCCAACUGCGUAUGUCCAUCCAGCCGCCAGCAUAGAGACGGCGUGCACGAUAUUUGCCACCUCCCGGGGUUUAUAACCAGCCUCGUCGACCUCGGCAUCAACCUGGACCGUCCUCACUCUCGCCUGCAACUGUACUUCCGCUACAAAGGGCGAUGACAUAGAACCUGGCCUCCUUCACCACCACGCCCAAGGUCCUGAUCUACACUCUCACGCCGCCACCCAAGUCGCAUGUAUUGUGCCACCAGGAGAGGGUUGAUCCAGUUCAAGCGACACGAUGGCCAUCACGUCUGGCUACACAGACGCUGAAGCUGGACUGAAAACAGAGCCUACUCCAGACGUCCAAGCUAGAAUCGGCAGCUAUGAACGGCCCUUGUCCGUCAUGGAAGCCGAGGCCAGCGACUUGAACAAUGGCAUGAUCACCAAGCGAGGACUGAAAAGUAGACAUGCACAAAUGAUCGCGAUCGGUGGUGCCAUAGGCACAGGACUCUUCGUCAGUACCGGCCAGACGCUGGCAUUGGGAGGCCCUGCGUUCAUUCUUUCGGCAUACACGUUGCUGUGCGUGGCCGUCUACUGUGUCAUCGCCGCCAUCACUGAGGUUGCAUCUUUCCUACCGGUCCACGGAGCUACAAUGUCGUACUACGCCAACCGUUACGUCUCCAAAAGUCUAGGAUUUGCCCUUGGUUAUCUAUAUUGGUACGCACUGGGUGUCUUGGUCCCCUAUGAGAUCACGGCUGCCGGGUUGGUCAUCAAUUUCUGGCCAAACGGUGUCAAUAUCGGCGUCUGGAUUACUAUCAUGGUAAUAGUUAUCGUCGGUCUCAAUUUCCUCCCCGUCCGCUUCUACGGAGAAAGCGAGUUCUGGUUCGCCAGUCUAAAAGUUAUCCUCAUGCUCGGACUCCUUCUGGUCUCCUUUAUCCUGUUCUGGGGUGGUGGCCCAUCGCAUGAUCGUCUAGGCUUUCGAUACUGGCAACGACCAGGUGCAGCUAAGCAGAUACUCGCAGAUGGCAGUACCGGCUAUUUCCUUUGCUUUUGGCAGACGGUGAUCACCUCAGCCUUUUCGUUCGUCUUUGCCCCUGAACUGGUCAUCACAACCGCAGGAGAAAUGCAGUCGCCCAGGAGGAAUCUACCUCUCGCAGCGCGACGAUACUUUUUUCGUAUGAUUUUCUUCUACAUCUUCGGCGUACUCGCGAUAGGCGUCACAUGUCCUUCGGACGCGCCUGGCCUUGUGAAUGGCGGCGCAGGAGCCAAGUCUUCUCCCUUUGUCGUGGCCAUCACUUCGGCAGGUAUCUCCACGUUACCAUCCAUAAUCAACGCGGCCAUCCUCAUAUCAGCUUGGUCUUCUGGAAAUUCGUGGCUCUAUGUUUCCUCACGGUCUCUCUAUUCGCUCUCGGUCCAGGGCAACGCGCCACGUGUCUUUGCACGGUGCAAUAGAUGGGGAGUUCCUUAUGUGGCUGUGGGUACCACCUCCCUGUUCUGCGCUCUAGCCUACCUCAACGAGGGUUCCAGUGGAGGCAUCGUCUUCAACUGGUUCAUUAAUCUGUCAAAUUCAUGGGGUUUCAUUUCUUGGAUCAGUUGCAGUAUCAUAUAUCUCCGCUUCCGCAAGGCGGCCCAACUCCAGGGAUACCAGGCCCCGUAUCGCAGCCGACUGCAACCCUACGGCGCCUACUUUACCGCGGCAUUUUUCACCGUCCUCUGUUUGACAAAUGGAUUCACGGUUUUCUGGAAGCAAAAUUGGUCGGCCGCCACAUUCCUAUCCGCCUAUGUCGGUAUUCCUGUAUUUUUCUUGAUGUAUCUCGGUCACCGCAUUGUGUAUUGGAAAGACCCGUGGGCUUACAACCCUGGGGAUGUUGAUAUGCAAACGGGUUUGCAGGAGGUUGUUGACGCUGAAGAACCACGUACUCAGCGGAAAGGUUGGAAGAAGAUUAUGCUAGUCAUAGAAUAGGCACCGCGUUUGACUUCCUCGCAACAUGUGUAGCAAGCGGUUCUCGG